Miscanthus lutarioriparius is the source of this 1464-nucleotide messenger RNA. The record is from the annotation of a GenBank genome assembly. NCBI's taxonomy places the organism in Eukaryota, Viridiplantae, Streptophyta, Magnoliopsida, Poales, Poaceae.
AUGGAAACGUACACGACGGAUGACGCGCUCACGGCCAUGGGGUUUGGCAAGUUCCAGGCGCUUGUUCUCGUGUACGCAGGGACGGGCUGGCUCGCGGACUCCAUGGAGCUCAUGCUGCUCUCCUUCGUUGGACCACUGGUUCGGCUGCAGUGGAAUGUCUCUCCCCAGCAUGAGAGCCUGCUCUCUAGCGUCGUCUUCACUGGCAUGCUCCUGGGAGCCUGUUCUUGGGGCUAUAUUUCCGACAAAUAUGGAAGAAGGACUGCUUUACUGUUCUCCAUUAUUCUUACUGCUGGAGCAGGGUUUAUAAGUGCUUUAUCUCCAAACUAUAUAUCUCUGCUGGCUCUUCGGUUUCUUGUCGGUAUAGGAGUUGGUGGCACACAUGUAUUUUCAUCUUGGUUUUUGGAAUUUGUUCCUGCAAAGAACCGUGGUGCCUGGAUGAUUGUGUUUUCUGCUUUCUGGACUUUCGGAACCAUCUUCGAGGCUUCACUUGCGUGGGUUGUCUUAUCAAGACUGAGUUGGCGGUGGUUGCUGGCAUUCACCGCCCUUCCAUGCUUCGUUUUGCUUCUGUUUUUCGUCCUUGCACCUGAGUCACCACGCUAUCUCUGCGUACAAAACAGAAUCUCUGAUGCGACUCUUGUCCUGGAGAGGAUGUCCAAGACGAACAGAGUCGCUCUUCCUCCUGGAGCUCUCACAUACCACAAAGAAACACAGUUGGUUAACCACAACGGCGACGCUCUUACUUCUCAGAAUGGACACCUUCCUGUCAGAGAGAGUGACUGUACUACAAUGGACAAUAAUGCCAUGACCAUGAGCUCCAUAUCUGGUUCUGGUGGCAUUGCUGCCCUGCGCAAGCUGUUUUCACGCAAACUGCUCAGAUCGACUCUUCUUAUUUGGUUUGUUUGGUUUGCGAACUCCUUUGCCUAUUAUGGUCUAGUGUUGCUAACGUCGCAGCUGAGCGAUGCAAACAGAAGAUGCACAUCUGCUCAGAAAUCUCAAGCGCACCAAAAAAGCUCCAAUCUCUACAAAGAUGUGUUCAUAACUAGUUUAGCAGAGUUUCCAGGGUUGGUUAUUUCUGCGAUUAUCGUUGAUUGGUUUGGCCGGAAAGCUACAAUGUGGAUCUUGCUGUUUGGAUGCUGUGGUUUCCUCGGACCUCUGGCUGUUCAUCAGAAAGAGUCGCUGACAACCGCUCUUCUAUUCGGUGCUCGCGCCUGUGGCAUGGGGAGCUCUACGGUUUUGUGCCUUUAUGCACCAGAGGUGUACCCAACAUCAGCGCGCUCAACAGGUGUUGGCAUUGCCACCGCCAUUGGUAAGAUUGGCGGCAUCGUUUGCCCCCUCAUCGCCGUGGGCAUGCUGCGGAGCUGCCACCAAAUGGAAGCCGUCCUAGUCUUUGAGCUGGUCCUAGGCCUCGCAGGAGUGGCCUGCAUCCUCUUCCCUGUGGAGACCAAGGGCCGCGAGAUGAAAUGA